Mizuhopecten yessoensis (Yesso scallop) is the source of this 2156-nucleotide messenger RNA. RefSeq lists its product as uncharacterized. The record is from RefSeq and is a predicted model, not a curated record. The transcript is spliced from 9 exons. Gene Ontology annotation, molecular function: symporter activity. Gene Ontology annotation, cellular component: membrane. Bases 25 to 1851 code for a protein of 608 amino acids. NCBI's taxonomy places the organism in Eukaryota, Metazoa, Mollusca, Bivalvia, Pectinida, Pectinidae. Gene Ontology annotation, biological process: transmembrane transport; carbohydrate transport.
UCUCACAAAGCCAUUCUACGGGACAUGACCGGUCUGACGUCAGAGAGAAAUUUACUGAGCGCUUGGAGGAGUAGCAGUUCGCUUGCGGCUAACAUUUCUGUGUUCGUGGUCGCCGCCAUUGUCCUCGGUGUUUCCGGUGACGUCAGCAGUUCUGCCUUCACAAGAGGAGACGCAGUCUCGUUCUCGUAUAUCUCCUACUUUAUCCUGGUAGUCGGUGGGUCCUGUUGUAUCACGUUUUACCUCCUGGUUCCCGAGAAAACCCAAACCUGUGAAGAUGCCAAAACCCAGUUCAACGGGUGCUGUUACAGGUCAAAGGUCGUUCAUCCGUACGGUAGCACGAAGGCUAGCAACUUACGGAGGGGUUCCAAUAUGGCGACGCUGACUGUAGACACUGGCAAGAUGUCGGAGAGGAAACGGUCACUUUCUGGUGGUUCCAGCCAGCUUAUGUCCAGAAGACAAUCUGAUGGACAAACCAGAUCAUCACAAACACUCCAACCAAUAAAUAACGAGGAAACCAGGACAAAAUCACCACGUAAUUUUUCGAAAACUGGACACCUUGUUAUAAAUGUUCAAAAAAUGACAGAUGGCAAUAAAAUGGCAACUGGGAGCAAGGUUCAAGGACCAGACAACAACAAAGUGACAGUUCAAAGUAAAGGUCAAGUGAAUACUGUUAAGGCAGCCACAUCUGGAUUAACCAACAACGAAAAGUUAAAAGCACCGACUACACCAGAAAAGGAUAAAUUGGUCGCUACAAAUACAGAGAAGUCUCAGACACAAACACCAAACCUCGAUCUGAAGAAAACCGCGAACUUGGUUGUUAACACUAAGAGAGUCGGUGGUAAUUUUAAAGCAAAACAGAUGCUACGUGUCGGAAGCAACAAAACAGGAAGUAGGUCGCCUUCACCUGGAGUAAGUGGACGGAAAUCACGUGACGUUAGUACGUCACAAAAGAUAUCACCGUGGUGUUGUUUGUGUCCCAAGGUCAAGGACAAAUCAAUGUCAUCCGGUCAGGCUUCAGUCAAAAUAAGAACCGGUAAAUCGACAAAACAAUCUAAAAAUAGUGCAAAAAAUCCGGAAAAGUCCAAAUCAUGCUAUUGCUGUUGUAGACGACAAAAAGAUAACGACAGGUCACAUGACCGAGUUCAGAGGUCAAAUAAGAAACGGGACUGCUGCCCUUGGUUCAAAGGAAUGUGUAAGAAACCAAAGUUUUUUAAGAGUGUCGUCAUCCACGCCUGCUCAAAGCUGGCAUUCCUCAUAGCCCAGGUCUACAUGCCGCUCUACCUCACUGAAUCUCUGGCCAUGGGCAAGAUAUCUACGGCCAUAAUACCUCUUGUCGUGUACAUAUCUGGAUUCAUAGCCACCUUGGUGACAAGGAAAAUCAACGCCAAAUACGGCCGAAAGCGAACAUUUGCUAUAGGAGAAGGCUGUGUUUUGGGAGCGUCCGUCUGGCUAUUCUUUAUACCUGUCGAGACAAGUAGUCAGGUGUACGCCACUGCCUGUCUGCUGGGAGUCGGACUGUCCACACUACAGGUCCGAUCUGUGUCCAUGAUGACCGAUCUGACCGGAUCUCCUGUCGACUCUGGGGCAGCCGUGUUCGGUGUUAACGAGAAGAUUAUCCAGGCAGUUGCUGUCCUUUUGUUACAGGUCCUCAGUCCGUGCAGGCUGGAUGCGCAUUCGGACGACUGUAAGCUGUUCUAUAGGAGUAUCAUGCUAUCAAUGCCCGGGGGCUCCACAUUCAUCAGCUUCCUGGUGCUGGCGCUGGCCAAGGUCGUCGGUAUUGACGACGAGGAACAGGGACUUGAAGUGUCUGACGGUAACGCCAUAGAGAUCAGCUCAAGCAUCGCCGUUUAAUAAUGAAACGUCAGAAAGACAGACUCAAGAAUAUUUGUGUGAUAAUGUAACGUCAGGGAAAACAAACUCCAGCAUUGUUGUGUCACAAUGAAACGCCAUAAUGACAGACUCGGCAUAGCUGUGGAAGGUUGAAACGCGAAAGAGACAAACCUGGCAUCGCCAUGUUAUAACGAAACGCCAAAAUGACAGACUCGGCAACGCUAUGUCACAAUGAGACGCCAGCAUGACUAGGCAUAGCUGUGGGAUAUUGAAACGCGAAAGAGACAAACCCAGUAUUGCUGUGUUUUAAUCAACUUUAGCAUCGC